Lindgomyces ingoldianus is the source of this 1393-nucleotide messenger RNA. RefSeq lists its product as uncharacterized. The record is from RefSeq and is a predicted model, not a curated record. Bases 45 to 1100 code for a protein of 351 amino acids. Gene Ontology annotation, molecular function: RNA binding. Gene Ontology annotation, biological process: mRNA splicing, via spliceosome. Gene Ontology annotation, cellular component: U2 snRNP; precatalytic spliceosome; catalytic step 2 spliceosome. The transcript has a single exon. Lineage: Eukaryota; Fungi; Ascomycota; Dothideomycetes; Pleosporales; Lindgomycetaceae.
CGCCCAUUCACUCACCCACCAGCCUCUGCUGGCUCUCCAACGCAAUGAACACGAUCCGCAACAUUCAGAACCUCAACAAGCGCGAGCUUGAAGAGGGCGUCAACCCCGAAGCCUCCUGGCACACCGACUACCGCGACACGGCAUUCAUCUACGUCGGUGGCCUGCCAUUCGAGCUCUCCGAAGGCGACAUCAUCACCGUAUUCUCGCAAUUCGGUGAGCCAACAUGGAUCAAGCUUGCGCGCGACAAAGAGACGGGCAAGUCAAGAGGAUUUUGCUGGAUCAAAUAUGAAGACCAGCGAAGCACCGAUCUGGCGGUGGAUAAUCUGGGCGGGGCUACAGUCAUGGGCAGAAUCUUGAGGGUUGAUCACGCGCGGUACAAGCCGCGGGAUGAUGAGGACAUGAAGGACAAUACGAUGGGCGAUGUGAAAAUGAGCGAUGAGGAGGAGGACGGAAGGAGGAAGAGGCGGCGAACCGACAGUGAGAGCGAGAGCGAGGACGAGCGCCCCAUGCUGCCCGAAGAGAUCCAGCUUGCGAAACUCAUUCGGGAUAUAGAUGACGAGGACCCGAUGAAGCCGUCCAUGCUUAAAAGCCAGCAGGAGAGAGUUGAUGCCGCGCUUAACAAAUACAACAAGACUAAGAAGAAAGAGCGGAAACAUCGCCAUUCGAGACGAGGCAGGAGCAAAGAGCGCCACCGUGACCGCGAUCGCCGGCGCAUCAAGGAUGAUGUAGAUGAAGAUAAUCAGACCAAGUCACGUCGACAAGACAAUUUUGGGGAUAGACAUCGGGAUAGUUUGCCAGAGAGACAGAGCACCGGAGACAAGGGCAGGGACGACGCGUUGAGGCCCUCGAAGUCAAGGCACAGGGGCGACUCAAGGACGAAGGAACGUGAUCAUGACCGACGCCGAGGCAAGUCUGACGAUGAGGAGGGUAAAACCACAAGGUCAAAGCAACCGUCCCGACGGGAUCGGAGACAUCGGAGGCAUAGCUCUUCUUCAUCUCGAGAAUACUCCGAGGAGGACUGUCGGCGGGGGUAUGGUACUUCCGAUCACCGUCAGCGGGAGAGUCGCCGUGAAGAUCGCCCACAUAAACGAACGACGUAGGUUCUAGCUCUCCCAUCGCACAAUUCUCGCAAAUGCAUAGGCUCACUCGAGGGCCUGUAUGAUUUAUCUCCAAGGUCCUGGAGUAUGCCUUCCUUACUGGAGCAUGAGCUAGUCAUUUAUAAAUGACGGAUCAUUUUCGUAGAAGCAGACCCUCCAUUGUGCGUGCCCCCGCUGUUUCCUUCGCCAGUUCCCCUCGCUCCUUCCCUAUUCUUCCCUCUCCUCCCCAACCACGUCCGCACCGCGUCGGCAGACAUACUAUGGAAUAUUUUCGAAGACCAUGAAUUCCAUCUACU